This is a messenger RNA of Aspergillus pseudonomiae, 2855 nucleotides long. RefSeq names its product putative LysM domain protein. The record is from RefSeq and is a predicted model, not a curated record. The coding region runs from base 583 to 2469 and encodes 628 amino acids. NCBI's taxonomy places the organism in Eukaryota, Fungi, Ascomycota, Eurotiomycetes, Eurotiales, Aspergillaceae. The transcript has a single exon.
UUUUUCUUUCUCCCAUUAUUUGGUGGUCGCAUCUUUUCUCUCAAUUUUCCCCUUGGCAAGGUUCUGAGCGACCUAUCUAAUCUCAGCGGGCGCCGCAAAGUCUCCAUUCUCUUGACCUUUUACAUAAGACCUGGACCCGCCCCGCCGUGAGUGGACGACGUCUGGGCUUGCUGGGACUAAACUCGGGGAGUCGUCAUCACAAAGGAGGUUAAACCACUAAUUUACCCUUCCUGCCACAUCCCGCACCCCGACUAUCCACCCCCCAUACUCCCUGCUCAGCUUUCGAUGGUCUCCCUAGUUCGAUGUCCCUGAUUCUCUGGACUGUGCGUCAUAUCGGACCUCAACCCACUGUGCGAAGACCAUCGUUUAUUGGACAGAUUACUGAAUUGCACUUACCCUAGCACGUUAGAACGCCGCAUAAGGACACAAAUGCGAUAGGGACGAAGACUGGAUGACGAACGUUGUGCUAUAGGGCCUUCCCAUGGCGCUUUGCGUUUGGCGAUCAUUCACCCAAAAUUUUCUUCUCUUAGGAGAGCUGACGAUAUUCUCUCCCCUCGAAUAUAAUCGUUAUCGUCGUCAGGGAUGAGUUCCAGUACCAGCUUUGCCGACACCCUCAGCCCUGGGACAAAUGGUACGAAUGCCUCCCGUAGGUCCACCUCAACCGUGCGAUCACGCCCUCGCCGCUUGGUAUCGUUCACCGACGAUGAAAGUGAUAAUGGAAGGCAGCUGGAGCCCUCCGGGUUGUCCACCACCCUGUCCACGGAUCUCCCGGUACCUCGAUCUCGCGGUGCCACCCCGUCACCCUACACAUCCCGCGGAGCUUCGCCAAUGCCCAUGAGACAUCCUUCCCGUGUCACGUCUUCGCCUGGCCGCGGAGCGAAUAGCUCGUUAGGCGGGUUCAGCUAUACUGGCAAGAAUCAAGUCAAUUUCGCGGAGUCGUCGCGAGCUGCCGCUGACUUUCUGGAUGCGUCUUGGUCAUCGUUACAGAGCUUGGCCUCAUCGGUUUUGGGAAGUGAUAUUGCACGGCCCACCACCAAUGGCACGCCACGGACACAUUCGAGGAAGCCUUCACACCCCGAUUCGUACACGGGGAACCCGUCACGGACUUUGACAUCCUCGUCGUGGGGACCGGCAGCUCCAUCUACCUCCGCAAUUGGCGCUGGAACUAAGGAAGAACGGCAAGCAUUUGUACAGGCUAAGAAAAGGGAAGCACUGCUACUGGCGGAUACAGAGCCGAAUGGAAAUCUUAAUACGAAACAUAAACGACGCGAUUCAAGUGAUCGGACGGGCCAUUUGACAGCAGGUUCGAACCCGGACGAGGAAGCUCUGGCGUACGUACAUCAUGUCCAGCCGACGGACAGUAUAACGGGGGUAACGAUACGCUACGGUUGUCAGCCUGCGAUAUUUAGGAAGGCGAAUGGCUUUUGGCCCAGUGAUAGUAUUCAAGGUCGGAAGACAGUUCUUCUACCAGUCGAUUCUUGCUCAGUCAAAGGACGACCCAUUCGACAUGAUUUAAACCAGGUGGAUGCUGAGAUUUCCAGACGAGACUCUUUGGAAGAUCCAAGUGGGAGCUCAAUAGCCCCGAAUUCGAUUUCAGGGCCUCGCGAUCAACCCGAAGCAAUCCCGGACGCUUUUUCAGAGGCGGAAGCGGACCAAAUAUGGAAACACGAGUCCUGGGUCCAGAUCGAUGGUUUCUCUGCGCCUGUAGAGAUUGGACGCGUCCCUCGCAGGGCGUUAGGCUUCUUUCCGCGCUCAAGACGGAAAUCUAUUUCCUAUACUGACUCCGAGAGUCCUUCGUUAUCUGGACGCGAGAGAACCCCGACAUUAUCCUCGACUUCAUCAACCUUUGAACCUCAACCCUCGCGCGUUACAUCUAUACCCGGAAAUAGACCUCACACAGACUCGUCAGGGUCACGAACAUCAGCCAAAUCUAAGCCAGCCGUGCGCCAUCAGCGUCAACGCAGCAACAUACAAUUAGCCGGGCCGGGCGUUGGCACCCUCGAUCGUGACGCAAUGGCCCCUGGGCCGGCUCUCGACGGUCUGAGUAAAUUCUUUGCCCAGCAUCUACCGAACCUUGCCCCCGCUCCUACCCCUCCGAAAUUUCAAGACUCCACGGAGUACACUUCAAAUGCUGUGUCCAACACUCCCACCGGCUUGGACAAUAUAGGCGGUGCAGUCGAGGGCUGGGUCAGGAAGAUGACCAGCCGAGCCAAGGCUGGGUUUAAUGAACUGCAGCAAAGCACACAAGGCCACCAAAUGAACGGCACAGCCCAUCGACCUGCGACGCGCGGGGUGGGCGACCUGAUUGAGCUUAAUGAUGGAUUAGAAUCUCGCGACGCCUCAAAGAUACUGCGGCCCGAGUACAACCGAUCCAGAACAAUUCUUGGCGAUGGUAGCUCAGUGAGAGGCCGUUUCCAUAGUCCUUCGGCAGGGACGAGCAGGACUCGUACUACGUUCAAGGACGAUUGAUGUCGGGUAUAAUAUUGCUACAUGCUUUACCCUGAAGGCCAAGUAGCCAUCCCUUUCUCUUUCUUUUCUCUUUUCGAACAUUUUUUUUUUUAUCUUAUUUUGGGAAUCCGUUCGGGCAGCGGCAACGAUAGGGACCAGAUAAAGUUUUGCGGGUCUUUGUGAUAUAAGAUACCUUCCUUCCAUGUACGCUUAUAGCAUAGCGCGGCGCAACAGGAUCAUACUGUUGGCAAGUUGAUGAUACGUUGUAAUUGCUCCUUGGAUUAUACAAUUGGCUAUUCGGAUCGGUGUCUUUGCUGUGGCCACGCAUUUUUGUGUUUAGCAAUUUAGAUUCCUUUGUGCUGGUAUACUUAUGGGGAAUGGGCAUUCGAGGUAAUUAGCCAUAAAUC